CGAUUUCACCGUCCCUUAGCCGCCCCCAGAAUAUCCAUACUGCGACCCCCGCGCCGCGGGCGGCGGAAGUUCUAUCCACUUGCUCCGCGAGCACGAGAGCGCGACGAGGCCCACCCAGAACGCGCACAGCGCGUUGACGACGUGGACGUCGGCCGGCAGGAGCUGGUCGGACGAAGGAAAGCCCGCCCGGAGCGCGCUGCUCGCGAGCGUCAGGCCCUCGAGCGCGACGUCCGCGUGGAGCACGCCCUUCAAGAGCACCUUCUGGCGGUUGGCGUGGCGCGCCGCGAGCAUCGCCGCCCCGACGUUCGCGACGAAGAACGGCUUCGCGAGCCACCCGAGCGGCGCCUGGUAGUCGCGCGCGCGCUCGGCGAGCGACGUCGCGCGCCACGCGAGGCAGAAAAAGACGGCCGUGACGGUGCCGCGCGUCGCCAGGCGGAAGGGCCGCAGGUUCACCUUCAUAUCCGGCGGGGGCGGCACGUCCCACAAAUUCAUCUCCGCCGGGUAGGCCGUCGUGUACGGCGGCGGCUGCGGCGGCUGGCUCGCGCCGGCGGCGUGCAGCCGCAGCAGCAGCAGGGCGGAGAGGGUGCUGCUGGGCCACAUCGUUUCUUCACCGAUUACGAGGAUUGCGAGCAGCGCUUGGAGGUGCUUCCAGAGAGAAAGGAGCUGCAGCAGUGAGGUCUACAGAGAUGCGUGCUCAGAGAUGGCCACAGCUGGCGGUUAUGAAGCGUACCGAUACGACGAGCACGAACGUGUGCCGACAAAUCUAAUAUUGCUGCUCCACGGCUGAAUGCGAUUG
Molecule: messenger RNA, 796 nt
Organism: Pelagomonas calceolata
Lineage: Eukaryota; Pelagophyceae; Pelagomonadales; Pelagomonadaceae
Source: the annotation of a GenBank genome assembly